Molecule: messenger RNA, 2396 nt
Organism: Cinara cedri
Lineage: Eukaryota; Metazoa; Arthropoda; Insecta; Hemiptera; Aphididae
Source: the annotation of a GenBank genome assembly
AACGACGAUAACAAUAAUAUUAUUGUUAUUGAAAAAUGUAAUGGUUUCGUCGCAGAUGCGUGCGUCGGAACGGUCGGAAUCUACGGCGUCGAACGUCGAAUCCAGCACUUGAGAGCCGAGAAGAUACUGUCGAGUACCCGUUAUCGUUCGCCACCAACGAAACCCAUGUCGUUUCAGGAUCCGACGUUCGUCGGUAACACCCACGAGUUCCAGGUUAAACGGACCAAUCUGUUUGCCGUGCUGGACCAAGCGGAAAAAGAUCUGGAAUCGAAAAUCAAAAAGACCAUGCCGACCAACGUACAAGAUAUACUACACAGCGGCGGUGUGGUACGCAGCAGGUCCGGCCAUUCGCGGACCCGACAGUUCCGUGGCAAAGACAGUUUGUUCGUCAAACCUGAAAUACCGCCUUUGCGUAUACUCGUCAAGCACCAAGCGCCAGAUUUCAAAUUGCAUCCUCACAAAUGGACCAAAUACUCGUUGGCGGAUGUUAACGAGAUGAACGACAAGAGCAACGCGGCCGCUGCGUGUGCGUUCCUCAAAGAAAUGGAAACCAGAAAAGGCCAGGGCGACGAAGACAAUGACGGAAACGGAGAAACAAAGAAAAUAUUGUUUAAGAGGGUGGUGAAACCGAAAGAACAGCUGAAAGAACCCGAUUCAAAAGCGAUUUUUAAGAGCAGUAAACUGGUCAUGCCGGAAUAUGAAUUCGGCAAAAAGGUACAGAAGAAAAAAAACCGACCCGAAAGUAAACCAGACGAAACCACUAGCAGCAAUAAACAAAUCACACUUGGACAUUUAAUGGAAGAAGAUGAAUCGGACGAGUAGAUAAUGAAAUUAAAUAGCAUUAUGUUGUGUAUAAUUUGUAAAUACCCUUUUUAUUUGUAUAUGUAUAUGUUUUAUAAUAUUAACAUACUUGGGUAAGUUUUAUUACCAUAAAUACUUUUUUGAAGAAGAAGAAGAAGAAGAAUAUUUAUUUAUUCAAUUACAAAUGUAACAUUCUAGUUCAUAAUUCGACUUGGUUAAAAAUGGUUAUUUUCUAAAGCGUAUAUCAAUUUCAAUAUUUUAUGAUACAGAUUAGCCUAGUCAAUAGUAAUAAUAAUUGCUAUCAAUAAAUCUUUUAUAAAUUCAUUGGACCUUCAAACACAUACGAUUUGACUGAAACAAAAUCAAAUAAAUGAUCACUGUGAAAAAAUGAUAGUUCAUAAAUUAACAUAAAAAUUAAUUAUUUAAAAAAUAAUUUUGAAUAUUAAUUAAAGAUUAAGAUCUUAUGUACAAAAAAACAGUAGCUUAUAAAAAAAUGUCGGACAGUAUUGAAUGUGGUUAGAUAAAGUAGAGAGAAGCAUUGAGGUGUUUUAUGCGACAGUAGAAUUCCGAUGGGACUUAAAGAUAAGUUCUAUAAGAGUGUAACUAGGCGUGUUGUAUGAUUUGGAGUGCUAGACAGAAAAUUAGUGUAGUGGAAAUAAGAAGCUUAUUCCACAAAAGAAGAUAGAAUAAGGAACAAUUUAGAAGCGUAGUUAUCAUAGGGAAAAUCGGGGCAGUACCCUGUCCCCGGAGCUCAGGGUCCUUAAGAAAUUAUUCUGAAAUUACUUCUUUAAGAAAAUUGCAAAUUUUUAUGUAUUUAAAAAUGAAUAUUCCAAAUCAUACGUGGUAAUUCCAGUCCGAAUCGAUAUGAAAAUAGAAUAAUAAUGCAAUGGACGUUACAUAGUAACCAUACCAUGACAACCGCGAUCCGCGAUAAAAGACAGCCGAAAUAUUUAUUAUCAAGUACAUAAUAAAUUGUAAAAAUAGUCCAUAUUCUAUUGACAAUAUUAUAAUACUGUUGAGUCAAAUACCUAUUAUCAAACACAAAUAUUUCCGGAUCAGUACAUCAGUCAUCAGUAACAUUACAGUCUACUAAUAAAAUUAAUUCAUUUUUAGGUACUUUGUAGGUAUAUUUAUUAAUUAUCUGUUUAUUAUUUUCAUUUGUGGUUCCCGAGUAAGUAUUCACAAUUGAAAAAACAGUGUAACGAGUAAGGUAUAUUUCAAAUUUUCAUACAAAUUAUAUUAGUUAGAGAGCCUAGUUUCUUAAUUGCCCGAGUUCAUUUCCAUAGCUAAACUACUGGCACAAUUACAUGAGAUAGUAGACAAAAUUAUAAAAUAUUCUUAAAAAAAGCACGCAUCAUAAUAACUACAAUACAAUUUUAAAAAACAUGCUUAUAGUAAAUAAUAAUAAAGUGUUAAUACAAAGUAUAAUAAUAUAGAUACAAUGGUAUACACUGCAUAAGCAUUAAUUUGCGAUAAUCACUAAGUAUUUAUGUUAGUGCUCCAUCAAAACGUAAAAAAAGCCCCAAUGCUUGAAUGUAUGUUAUCAUUUUUAUUCACACUUUCUAUUAUUAUUUAUUUUUAGUUUUUAAGUAAGC